This is a messenger RNA of Phoenix dactylifera (date palm), 2863 nucleotides long. Lineage: Eukaryota; Viridiplantae; Streptophyta; Magnoliopsida; Arecales; Arecaceae. The record is from RefSeq and is a predicted model, not a curated record.
CAAAAUCAAGAACUGCACGACCGCUAAAACCCUACCGUCAUUCUUCUGAAGCCCCUCUCCUUUAUCCUCUCGGUUCACAGCGGCACCGUAGAGGAGAAACAAUGGCGAUGUCGAAGCCCAAGAAACCCCACCAAAUCCCCGAAGACCUCGAGCUCCUCAAAUCCGACGUCGCCUCCUUCGUCUCCUCCCUCGGCCUCGCCCCAUCUUCCGGCGCCUCCGGUGCCGGCUUCGACGACUCCGACUUCCGGAAAACAGGUUCCUUCAAACCCCCCAAAAGCCGAGAUCCCAAACCCUCGGCUCCCGAAAAGAUCGAUGGCGGCGAGAAGAAGAACAAGAAGGACGACUCCGAUUCCAAGCCCAAACCCAAGCCCAAGCCCCAUCCUUUGCAAAUCGAUCCGUUCGAGAACGCUAAAUAUGACAAGAACCUCCCCAUGUUGCCGUUGAUGAAGGCGAGCUUGCUGUCGGGGUACUGGUACAAUGACGCCGACGAUCUGGAGGGGAAAGUCCUGGGGCCAGAGGGGAGGAAAAAGGUCCCGUCUUUGGGGAUCGAGGAGCUGAAGAGGCUCGUUUCGAAGAAAAAGGAGGUCGCGGAGAGGUUGCUGCGGCAGUACACGCUGGACUAUGAUUCGUCGAGGAGGAAGAGCGGGGAUAUGAGGCUGCUUGAAGUGACGGCAAGGUCGGGGACAUCGGCGGAUAAGGUCUCGGCAUUCACGUGCUUGGUCGAGGACAAUCCAAUCGCGAACAUGAGGUCACUCGAUGCGCUACUAUCUAUGGUGACGUCAAGGGUAGGGAAACGCUAUGCAUUUACUGGCUUCGAAGCACUAAAGGAGUUGUUCCUGUUGAGGUUACUGCCAGAUCGCAAGUUGAAAAGCCUUUUCCAACAUCCCCUGGAUAAUUUGCCUGAAACAAAAGAUGGUUUCUCUCUUUUACUGUUUUGGUAUUGGGAGGAAUGCUUGAAGCAAAGAUAUGAACGAUUUGUUAUUGCACUCGAGGAAGCACUAAAGGAUAUGUUACCUAAUCUCAAAGACAAAGCAAUGAAGACAGUUUACACCCUUUUGAAGAGUAAAUCAGAACAAGAGCGCAGGUUGCUCACUGCUCUUGUCAAUAAACUUGGUGAUCCGGAGAGGAAAGCGGCAUCUAGUGCUGCCUAUCACUUGUCUUGCCUCUUAUCUGCACAUCCUAAUAUGAAGGCAGUGGUUAUUGAUGAGGUGGAUUCGUUUAUCUUUAGACCUCAUAUUGGAUUGCGUGCAAAAUAUCAGGCUGUUAAUUUUUUGAGUCAGAUUCUUCUUAGUAAAAAAGGAGAUGGACCUAAAAUAGCAAAACGUUUAGUUGAUGCAUAUUUCGCACUCUUUAAGGUACUGAUUUCAGAGGCUAAUGAUGGUGAAAAGAUGUGUAAAAAGGCAAAAAACAAUAGGAAAAGUGUAGAUGGAGAGGAAAAAAGCAAAAAAGUUAAAGGUAAAAUGACAAGCUCUCUUCAAAAUGGCAAAAAGGAACCAUCUCUGGGAUCUAAUGUUGAGAUGGAUUCUCGGCUUUUGUCUGCAGUCCUAACUGGAGUUAACAGAGCAUUUCCUUUUGUUUCAAGUGAUGAAGCAGAUGAUAUUGUUGAAGUUCAAACGCCAGUACUUUUCAGAUUGGUCCAUUCUGGAAAUUUCAAUAUUGGGGUUCAGGCAUUAAUGCUUCUAUAUCAGAUCACUUCCAAGAAUCAGAUUGCAAGUGACCGUUUUUAUCGUGCUUUGUAUUCAAAGCUUCUGACUCCUGCUGCCGUGACUUCAUCUAAGCCAGAAAUGUUUCUUGGAUUACUGGUCAAAGCAAUGAAAAACGAUAUAAACUUAAAGCGGGUAGCUGCCUUUUCAAAAGCGCCUCAUGCAGUUUUGACAAGUCUUGAUGAUCAUGGUUAUUGUUCGGCAAUUGAACUGCCUGAAGAGCAGCUCUUCAGCGCCCCCCUCAAUAUGCAUGGUGGAUGCCUAUUUAUACUAUCUGAGGUUCUUAAAGCAAAGCCACCCUUGUGGGGAAAUUCAGCAAUUCAGGCUGUUCCAGUGCUUCACAAGCUGGUAAAAAAAUUGCAGAAUUCAAAUUAUAAGGAGGAUUAUGACUCUGAAGUCGAUGAUGGUUCAAGAAUUAAAACUGUAAGUGAUGGAAGCAAAGAAGAAGUUCAACCAUCUCAUAUGAGGUCAAAACUACCUGCAGGUUACGAUCCACGUCAUAGGGAACCCUCCUACUGCAAUGCGGACCAUGCAAGUUGGUGGGAGUUGACAAUAUUGGCUGCGCAUGUGCACCCAUCAGUAGCGACCAUGGCUCGGACAAUAUUAUCAGGAGCCAACAUUGUUUAUAAUGGUGAUCCACUAAAUGACUUGUCGCUUGGUGCCUUUCUUGAUAAGUUCAUGGAGAAGAAACCAAAACCAAACCGGAGAGCAGAAGGUACAUGGCAUGGUGGAUCUCAAAUUGCACCUGCAAGAAAGCUUGACCUGAACCAUCAUCUAAUUGGUGACGAGAUACUACAGUUGGCAGAGGAUGAAGUGCCUCCUGAGGAUGUUGUCUUCCAUAGAUUCUACAUGAACAAAACAAGCUCGUCAAAGAAACCAAAGGCAAAGAAGAAGGCCUCACAAGAUGAUGAAGAUGCAGAGGACUUUCUGGAUGCAAGUGACGAGAGUGAGGAAGAGGAGAUUGAUAACAUGCUGGGUUCUGGGCAUCGCCCAUUGGAAGAAGCUGAUGGAGAAUAUGACUAUGAUGAUCUCGACAGAGUUGCUGAUGAGGAGGAUGAUGACUUACUUGGAGAUGGGAGUGAUGCAGAGGCUGGUUCACCUCCCGAUCUUGCUGCGAGAAAGCAUGAUGAAGGUAGUUGCUAGCGACGACGAAGACGACG